Tupaia belangeri chinensis (Chinese tree shrew) is the source of this 1919-nucleotide messenger RNA. It is a transcript of the gene AGK, whose product is annotated as acylglycerol kinase. The coding region runs from base 115 to 1380 and encodes 421 amino acids. Gene Ontology annotation, biological process: sphingosine biosynthetic process; phosphorylation; ceramide biosynthetic process. The record is from RefSeq and is a predicted model, not a curated record. Lineage: Eukaryota; Metazoa; Chordata; Mammalia; Scandentia; Tupaiidae. Gene Ontology annotation, cellular component: mitochondrion; membrane; cytoplasm. The transcript is spliced from 16 exons. Gene Ontology annotation, molecular function: ceramide kinase activity; ATP-dependent diacylglycerol kinase activity; acylglycerol kinase activity.
GUGUCUGAACUACCGAUGGGUCCAUUCAUUCUGGGUGCGCACGAGGUUCUGGUGCAGACAGAAUCUGUCAAUGAAGGGUUCACUCUCUGUAAUCUAGCAAAUCCUUAGGAGAAAAUGACUGUGUUCUUUAAAACACUUCGAAAUCAUUGGAAGAAAACUACCGCUGGGCUCUGUCUGCUGACAUGGGGAGGCCAUUGGCUCUAUGGAAAACACUGUGAUAACCUGCUAAGGAGAGCAGCCUGUCAAGAAGCUCAGGUGUUCGGCAAUCAGCUGAUUCCUCCCAAUGCUCAAGUGAAGAAGGCAACUGUCUUUCUCAAUCCUGCAGCUUGCAAAGGCAAAGCCAGGACUCUGUUUGAAAAAAAUGCUGCCCCAAUUUUACACUUAUCUGGCAUGGAUGUGACUAUCGUUAAGACAGAUUAUGAGGGACAAGCCAAGAAACUCCUGGAAUUGAUGGAGAGCACAGAUGUGAUCAUUGUUGCUGGAGGAGAUGGGACACUGCAGGAGGUUGUUACUGGACUUCUUCGAAGAACAGAUGAGGCUACCUUCAGUAAGAUUCCCAUUGGAUUUAUCCCACUGGGACAGACCAGUAGUUUGAGUCAUGCCCUCUUUGCUGAAAGUGGAAACAAAGUCCAACAUAUUACAGAUGCUGCACUUGCCAUUGUGAAAGGAGAGACAAUUCCACUCGAUGUCUUACAAAUCAAGGGUGAAAAGGAACAACCUGUCUUUGCCAUGACUGGCCUGCGAUGGGGCUCCUUCAGAGAUGCCGGCGUUGAAGUUAGCAAGUAUUGGUAUCUUGGGCCUCUGAAAACCAAGGCAGCCCACUUUUUCAGCACUCUUAAGGAGUGGCCUCAGACUCAUCAAGCCUCUAUCUCCUAUGCGGGACCUACAGAGAAACCUCCCAGUGAGCCAGAAGAGACCCUUCCCCGGCCUUCUUUGUACAGGAGAAUAUUACGAAGACUUGCGUCAUACUGGGCACAGCCGCAGGAUGCCGUCUCCCGAGAGGCAAGCCCACAGGUGUGGAAAGAAGUGGAGCUGUCCACUAUCGAACUGUCCAUCACCACUCGGAACAGCCAGCUUGACCUGACAAGCAAAGAAGACUUUAUGAACAUCUGUAUUGAACCUGACACUGUCAGCAAAGGAGACUUCAUAACUAUAGGCAGUAAAAAGGUGAGAGACCCCAAGCUGCGUGCUGACGGCACCGAGUGUCUCCAGGCCAGCUGGUGCGUGCUGCGUCUGCCCGAGGGAACAGGGGGCUCUUUUGGCAUUGACAGUGAGGAGUAUGAGGCGAUGCCCGUGGAGGUGAAACUGCUCCCCAGGAAACUGCAGUUCUUCUGUGAUCCCAGGAAGAGAGAGCAGCUGCUGCAGAGCACAGCUCAGUGAGCGGGCUGAAGAUGGGUGCUCCGAGACCACACUUUAGGCCACCAGUAGGACCAAAAGGGAACAGAGGCCUCAGCUGCCCGCCAGUGUUGAUGGAGGACCCCAGGGCAUUUUCAUGGCAGGUACCCUCUGCUCUCAGUGUACCCUCAGUGCUUCCCAGAGUGUACUCUGCCAACUACUGUGCAGCCAGCUUUCCCUGAGUGCAUGCUUUUAUUUUGGCGUGGCAGUUAAUUCCUCCUAUUGUUUUUCCUCAGCUUGUUCAAGGAAGUUCUCACAUUUGAUGGGAAAGGGCUAGAACUUUCUCUCUCAAAAGUUGAAACCCCAGUGGAGAGCAGGAUCUAUAGACUAAACUCCUCCAUUCCUUUCAUGUCUUUACCCGUACUAUGAAUUCCAGGGGAAGAGUUUGCCUUCCCUAGCUACCUGCUCCUGUUUCUAAACUUAUCCAUGAGUUGCCCAACUCAACCAUGUGAGUUUCAGUUCUGCCCUCCAAUAAAAAACAUGAGGGAUUUCCCUCUUCUGCUAUGGCUAACAUACUGUAAAAA